Molecule: messenger RNA, 1294 nt
Organism: Onychostoma macrolepis
Lineage: Eukaryota; Metazoa; Chordata; Actinopteri; Cypriniformes; Cyprinidae
Gene: gar1
Product: GAR1 homolog, ribonucleoprotein
Exons: 7
Coding region: 142-798 (218 amino acids)
Biological process (GO): snoRNA guided rRNA pseudouridine synthesis; ribosome biogenesis
Cellular component (GO): box H/ACA snoRNP complex
Molecular function (GO): box H/ACA snoRNA binding
Source: RefSeq, a predicted model, not a curated record
CAAACAUGGUAUUGACUUCCGUGUUUACGACAGUCUGUGAGCCGGUGUUCCUUUACGGCAGGCAGUGCAGGCACAUGUGUUUCCAGAGUCAAUAGCGUGCUCAUUGAUAGUCCAGCCAACCAUAUUUAAAGAAUCUCUAUCAUGUCAUUCCGCGGGGGUGGUGGUCGAGGAGGGGGUCGUGGCGGUGGUUUUAACAGAGGUGGUGGUCGUGGAGGCGGAUUUGGAGGGGGUCGUGGAGGCGGAUUUGGAGGGGGUCGAGGCGGCGGCGGCGGCAGAGGUGGAUUUAACAGAUAUCAAGACUUUGGUCCACCGGAAUAUGUUGUCGCUUUGGGAGAGUUCAUGCACCCCUGUGAGGAUGAUAUUGUCUGUAAAUGUGUGACGAACGACAAUAAAGUCCCUUACUUCAACGCUCCUGUAUACCUGGAAAACAAAGAGCAAAUUGGAAAAGUGGACGAGAUCUUUGGGCAGCUUCGUGAUUUUUAUUUUUCAGUGAAACUUUCUGAAAAUAUGAAGGCAUCUUCUUUCAAGAAGUUACAGAAGUUCUACAUUGAUCCUAUGAAGCUCCUGCCCCUCCAGAGAUUCCUCCCUAGGCCUCCAGGUGAGAAGGGCCCGCCCCGUGGAGGAGGUAGAGGAGGAGGAAGAGGUGGGAGAGGAGGUGGCUUCCGUGGAGGUCGUGGUGGUAAUGGUGGUGGUCGUGGAGGAUUUGGUGGACGUGGAGGAUUUGGUGGACGCGGUGGGGGAGGAUUCAGAGGAGGCAGAGGUGGAGGCGGUGGACGUGGAUUCAGAGGUGGAAGAUGAUGAAGGUCUCUCAGUAUGGGAUGUGUCCUUAAAUCUGCGGGAGAGACUUCCAGUGAGAAGCCAGAAGCAGCAUUUGGGGGCCUAACAGAGUCUUUAGACUGUUAACUGAUGCCUCUCUUGUACAGCUGAACUUUUUACUUUUUGUACCAUAUGUGUAGUUUUCUGCAGUAUAAUUUUUUUAUUUGGUAUACUGAUAGGGCUGAUGUUUUAAGUUACCACAUCCCUGUGUACAAAGAGGGCGAGUGUCUCCCCAACUUGGACUGGUUGGUGUGCAUUCACUAAUGGUUGGACCAAUAUAGAUUUGAACAACAUCAAGGUUAUGUGGUGUGACAAAAUUGUAAAGCCAACUCCACAGACAAUAAUAAUUAUAAUGUAAAAAACGUUUCAUUGUUGGAUUAUAAUGGAUAUUUGCAUAUACAGAAUUGCAAUCUGUUUCAUUUGAACUCCAUAUGCCACCAUGGACUUGCAUAAUAAAAUUGAUGGUAUAUUUACUGUA